Vitis riparia (riverbank grape) is the source of this 1570-nucleotide messenger RNA. RefSeq names its product inositol-tetrakisphosphate 1-kinase 1-like. Gene Ontology annotation, cellular component: cytoplasm. Gene Ontology annotation, biological process: inositol trisphosphate metabolic process. The record is from RefSeq and is a predicted model, not a curated record. NCBI's taxonomy places the organism in Eukaryota, Viridiplantae, Streptophyta, Magnoliopsida, Vitales, Vitaceae. Gene Ontology annotation, molecular function: inositol-3,4,5,6-tetrakisphosphate 1-kinase activity; ATP binding; inositol-1,3,4-trisphosphate 5-kinase activity.
GAUUAAAUUUUUUGCUUUUUUCUAUGAAUCUGCGCUUUUGAAUUUUUUUUGGGGGAAAUUUUUGUUGUGAAAUUUCGCUCAAUUUUUUCAUUUUCCAGUCAAAGAUGGCAGAACAGCCUCGGAGAUUUACAGUAGGGUACGCUCUCGCGCCAAAGAAAGUGAGCAGUUUCAUCCAGCCUUCAUUGGUGGACCAUGCGAAGCAGCGCGGUAUUGAUCUCGUUCGAAUCGAUCUGGACAAGCCAUUGAUCGAACAAGGACCGUUCGAUUGCAUUAUUCACAAAAUGAAUGACGAGGAUUGGAAGAAUCAGUUGGAGGAGUUCUCGACGAAGAACCCUAAUGUCGUCAUAAUCGACCCGCCGGAUGCAAUUGAGCAGCUUCACAGCCGGAUUUCGAUGCUGGAGGUGGUAAAGGAUUUGAAAAUUCCGGACGGAACGGAGAGUUUUGGGAUUCCGAAGCAAAUUGUGAUUUAUGAUCCGGAAUCGUUAUUGGACUCCAAGGUGUUGGAUGGGCUGAGUUUUCCGGUGAUUGCUAAGCCGUUGGUGGCAGAUGGGAGUGCGAAAUCUCAUAAAAUGUCGCUGGCGUUCAACGGAGAGGGGUUGAAGAAGCUGACCACUCCUAUUGUGUUGCAGGAGUUUGUGAACCAUGGCGGGGUUAUCUUCAAGGUGUAUGUAGUUGGGGACCAUGUGACCUGUGUGAAGCGCAGGUCGUUGCCCGAUGUUUCGGCGGAGAAGUUGGGGACAUCCGAGGGUUUGUUGACAUUCUCUCAGAUAUCAAACUUGACUGCAACUCAAGAACCUGGUGAAAAUGAUUGUGAAGACAUAAUGAAUCACGUGGAAGAAGCUGAGAUGCCACCAUUAAAUUUUGUUAAUGAAAUUGCAAUAGGACUGAGGAAGGCAAUGGGACUUACUUUUAACUUUGAUGUGAUCAGAGAUGCUAAGUUAGGAAACAGGUACCUUGUUAUUGAUAUCAAUUACUUUCCGGGCUAUGCGAAAAUGCCAUCUUAUGAGACUGUGUUGACUGAUUUUUUCUGGGAUAUUGUGCACCGUAAGAGUUUGGGCAUGAAAGACUUUGAGCAGAGUGGUUCUGAUUGUAGAAAAAGUGAUAAAGAAGCCUGAUAUUAUGACUGGGAUGAUAAUGCAGUUUAAGUUUGAGAAGCACUUGAAUGGCAUGGAAUAAUGUGGACUGUUCCCAAGUGAGGUGCGAUGAAAGGAAAUGAAUUUCUCAACUCUCUCAAGUUUGUGGUGCCCCAUCCAAAAAUUGAUUGGUGAGCAGCACUGCCUUUUGGCCUAUCAGUGACUUUGUUUGGCAUUUGAUGCUGAUUGAUUUUGUAUAUUCCGCCAUUUUGCUAAAUAUAGGUACUUUACAAAAACUUGAAGUUUUGGGUAGAUCAAAGAUGUUAUCAUACUUACAAAUGGGUUGUUGUUGGAGGAAAUAUUAUCAAAUUUAAUGCAUGGGUUUUUCGCCUUGUUCCAUUGUAUUUUUAUCUUUUCUGUUUUGAUUACAUUGUAUUACUUAUUUGAAUCUAUCAUAUAGGUUUUUACAGGGUUAGCACUAAUGCCCACCUUUUCUA